AUGCCUUACGAAACGAGAUGCGCUAUCGCAAAAGAGCUUGGCGAGUGCUUCUCAGAAUUACAUUCCAUCAGACGUGUCACUGCCGGCAGACUCACCAUAUCACCUUCUCUGGGAUCAUUGGUGAUUCAACCAUUUAACAACACGGAAACGGAUGCUGCCGUGCUAUACGAGAACGGACCAGCGGCACUGACAAUUUCAGAUAUGCUACGUGCAGUUCUUGAGCACAAAAAGGAACUAGCUAUAGCAGAGGGUCCAAACCAGUCAUUCAGGGUUUCUUUCUUCGAUUCCUUCAUUACUACGGCAUCGGAGAUGAGUGCCCUUGGGCCCCCCUCGCCGACUCGGCCGCAAGCCAUCACCGGCAUUCUCGAUUGGGACAGCGCACUCUUCGCUCCACCCUUCAUUUGUUGUUCCCCUCCAAUGUGGUUGUGGGCCUGGAACGGUGAGGACGAAGAGGACGAGCAGCUCGCAAAUAAUGCACCUCCGACGCUCGAAUUGCGUAAAUUGAAACAAUUGUUCGAACAUGCGGCCGGCCCAAUAUAUCGUCGCUUUGCGUACGGCACCCAAUAUCGACUAGCUCGGAAACUAAUACGAUUCGCCAUAGACGGAUUACAAUCAAACGAAGACCUGACUAAUGCUGACUUGCUUCUAGCUGAGUGGGUUGAAGUACAGAGAUCGUUGAAAUUAGCAAACGCAACCAUCACAACAACGUACGUUGACCCGUGA
Messenger RNA from Venustampulla echinocandica, 723 nucleotides. RefSeq lists its product as uncharacterized. The record is from RefSeq and is a predicted model, not a curated record. The transcript has 2 exons. Lineage: Eukaryota; Fungi; Ascomycota; Leotiomycetes; Helotiales; Pleuroascaceae. The coding region runs from base 1 to 723 and encodes 240 amino acids.